This is a messenger RNA of Sciurus carolinensis (gray squirrel), 342 nucleotides long. RefSeq names its product cAMP-regulated phosphoprotein 19-like. Gene Ontology annotation, cellular component: cytoplasm. The record is from RefSeq and is a predicted model, not a curated record. NCBI's taxonomy places the organism in Eukaryota, Metazoa, Chordata, Mammalia, Rodentia, Sciuridae. Gene Ontology annotation, molecular function: protein phosphatase inhibitor activity. The transcript has a single exon. The coding region runs from base 1 to 342 and encodes 113 amino acids.
AUGUCCGCGGAAGUCCCCGAAGCCACCUCGGUGAAGGAGCAGAAGGAAAUGGAAGAUAAAGUGACUAGUCCAGAGAAAGCUGAAGAAGCAAAAUUAAAAGCAAGUUAUCCUCACCUGGGACAAAAGCCUGGAGGUUCAGAUUUUUUAAGGAAACGAUUGCAGAAAGGGCAAAAAUAUUUUGAUUCUGGGAAUUACAACAUGGCAAAAGCAAAGAUGAAGAACAAGCAGCUUCCUACUGCAACCCCGGAUAAGACAAAGGUCACAGGUGACCACAUUCCCACUCCACAGGACCUUCCUCAACGGAAACCAUCCCUGUUGCUAGCAAGCUUGCUGGCUGAUUAA